AUGCAUCUCGACGAGCCGUUCCCAACCCUGGCCCAGCAUCAGCUGGUGGAUUCCGCUCUGCUUAAUCGGCGCCGCAACAAGUCAGUCUCGCAACGGGACCCAGCACCUAGCGGUACAUCCGACCCAACGUCACCCGAGGUCAUCUCGUCCCUGAUCUCAUCGCUCUCUGCGAUCUCAGUCCCCCUCAACUCACACUUCGAUAAUAUCCCGCGCCUGGAUCCCUCCAGCCCCUCCGACCUCCCUGUUCCAGAAACCCUGCAAUCCGCUCUCUCACUGAAACGUCCCCCAUUGACGAAGAAUGGCUCUCGAGUGAGCGUGAGCACCUGCGCAACUGCCGAGGACUAUUCGCAAACCCUCUUGCAUCCAGAUGAUGCCGCUUCAUCCCCAAUCAUUCGAAUGGCCAGAGCGCCCCCUUCUCCCAAGUCGCAAAGAUCCCCACGGUCGCCCAGAUACAAACCCUUCAAGCCCACCGACUCCUCUUCACGUCCACACUCCCGAGAAUCGCAGGCGUCGGUGCGAACUCCGUCCGAACACGCCGCCUUUGGAACCAUCAGCACCGAACCUGCGCCUCCCGUCUCCGCAGCGCCGAGUAUCGCGUCAAACAGCUCUGCUGGGCGGACCAGGAGCCUCAAGGGUCACCUAGGACUGUUACGAAAAUCGUCGCGGGAAUUACGGUACGAUAAGGACUUCCAGACGGAUCGCCUGCGUCGGUCGAGUAGCUACAGUGACAGCCUUUGGCAUAACACGCCUCGAAACCGAGCGAGUUUGCGCUCCAUGUACUCCAUGGCCAAUGUCGCCGAGGAAACGGCACCAAGCGCGGUUUCGCCGAACGGACCAUCGGAGGAGGCGUCAACUCAACAACCCUUGACAACGUCCUCUACGCCCAAGCGAGACCAGCUGUCUCGUCAGACUUCUCCAGAUGCGGCUGACCAACCCGGCGGAAUUGGAAGCGGACGCGCCAUUCCCACGCGGGCCUCAUCGCUCCGCCACCGUCAUAGUCAGUCGUCGAGUUCGAGGCGGCGGCAGUCUGUACGGCACAGCCGAUACUCUUCCACGGCCAGCCAGGAGGCUCCGUUGGCAGAAAAUGGGGCGCCAGGAUCGAGAAACGACGCGGAGCAGGUCAUUCAAAAAAUACAGGAGGUGAAAGACCGGCAUCAAAAAAUGACCUCUGACAUGGCCGCCGGGGAUGAUCUUGCUGGCCGGGCUGGGUCAUCAUCGACAAGACCGUCGAAGCCCUCCCGUUCCAGCAGCCAAAUCGACCAAAGCCGUAGCGCCAAACAGCACACAAAUCCGGUGGAAGACCAUUCCCCCUUUUUUCAUGAAAGCGCACCAUCACCCUUGGUCAUGACGGGCAAGAAUCGCACCCCGCUGGCUAGUCCCGCAUUGUCUUCGAAGCCUCCAACCAUUCCACCCCAAAUCCAGAGGCAGCUGUCGGACCAGCUGGGACUCGAGACUUUGGAACAGAGGCAGAUGAUGAGCCCGGCUUCUCCCCGACCCUCUCACCGUCGUACCCCCUCUAGUCCACCGGCUGUUGGCCGCCCGUCCGUGCAUCACGAGCGGCCAUCCAGUGCAGACUCGAUUGAUCUUGCGGUAGAGGCCUACACAAUCUCCCCCAAACUCACGCAGAGGGUGCCUCAUCCCACGACGGGCCGGACGAUCGCUUUCUCGGAAGUUGGCGACCCCAAGGGCCAUGUGGUGCUUUGCUGUCUCGGGAUGGGGCUGACACGGUAUCUCAUGGCAUUCUAUGAUGAGUUGGCACGGACGCUGAACUUGCGCCUAGUCACUCUUGACCGUCCCGGGGUGGGUGAAAGUGGACCGUAUCAUCCAGAUGAGCCCAACACCCCACUCAGCUGGCCAGACGAUGUUGCCAUUGUGUGUAAUCAUCUGCGAGUGACGAAAUUCUCCAUUUUGGCACACUCAGCUGGCGCCAUUUACGCCCUCGCGACGGCGUUGCGCAUUCCCCAGCACAUCCGUGGACGGGUUCACCUUCUCGCCCCCUGGAUCCCUCCCUCUCAGCUAUCUAGCAUUGGGUCCCCAAAAGACCCGGUGCCCGCGAAUGCCGUGCCCUACUCUCAGCGGAUCCUCCGUGCGCUCCCGACGUCUCUCCUCAAAGUAGCCAAUACAAGCUUUUUGAGUGCGACGAGUGCCAGCAUCACCGCCAGCCUCCCAAAGUCUUCCCGACGAGCGAAGAAGAAACCCACCAAAGACACCGCCAAAGAGGAUAGUCCAGCUCAUCCUGUCGUGGGAUCGGCGGCCGAGUUCAAUCCAUCCCAGAUGAUCUCGCCUUCUGUCAUCGAGCCCUUUAAACCGUCCAAUGCCGGGCAUGAAACGUACCGACAUGGCGAUGCGACCCUCGACACUCCGGCAAAGACUGUCGAGGAUGAGCUGGAACGACAGCGUGACUACGACACCCGACUGACACACCACAUCUGGGCUCUCGCCACUGCCAAUGCCAACCCGGCAGUGGAUCUCCUGGUGUGUCUGGAACGGCGCCAGACGAUCGGGUUCCGGUAUGUGGACAUCACAAGGGCGACUGUCAUCCACCACGGCAGCAAGGAUACUCGCGUGCCCGUUGAGAAUGUCCAAUGGCUCGGCAAGACCAUGCGACGUUGUGAGGUGCGCAUCCUCGAGGGUGAGGGACACGGGCUCAUGGCCUCCGCCAAAGUGAUGGGCAACGUCCUCACCGAAAUCGCCAAAGAGUGGGAGGAUUGGACCACCAUCGUACAGGGCCGACGUCGGGCGACUGCCUCGCAAGCUGCACGGCCAAGUGUCUCUCUUCAGGCCUGA
This is a messenger RNA of Penicillium oxalicum, 2787 nucleotides long. RefSeq names its product alpha/beta fold hydrolase. Lineage: Eukaryota; Fungi; Ascomycota; Eurotiomycetes; Eurotiales; Aspergillaceae. The record is from RefSeq and is a predicted model, not a curated record. Bases 1 to 2787 code for a protein of 928 amino acids. The transcript has 2 exons.